AAGGAAUUAUGAAUUUUAGUCUAUAGAUUUUGCAUGUCGUUUUCGAGAUUUUUGCUAGGAAAUUUCGCCUGAAUAAUUAUUAAUUUGCAGAUAGUUGGAUUGACAUUGUUUAAUUCAUUAGUCACUAUCAAAUCGUUUGUAACUAGAAGGAAAUUUCAAGACAUUUUCUUGCAUUCUGUGUUUCAAAUGCUCUUUGUUUUGCCCACACAAGAAACAUAUCUUCAGUUUUUCAAUUGACAUUUUCUUAUGAUUUUUGAUUGAUCAUUGAUACCUUGAAUUUCCUGUUCUACAGAGGUCAAUAGAAGCUUUUCACAUCACAUAUGGCUGAUGAAUAUGAGAAGAAUAUUUCGAGUUUGAACUUUCCGAGAGUCCUGUUAAGCAAUGAAGCAAGCAAGAAUAGAAUUCUGAUACAGAUUGGCAUGCAGGGUUCUCUUCGAAAUGGCUCUAUGGUGCCCGAAGAGCACCUGAGCAAAGAAGACGGAUUUACAACUUUGGCUGGUGAGUCUGAUUUAAAUUCUGGUGCAAUUCUUAUUCAGAUUGAUGGGCGGGCUAUUCCCCCAGGGGUCCUGAAAACACCUCCCCUCCAGCACGACACCCUUGGGAUACUGGCGGUUGCUCCUGGAGCAGCACCACCAGAACCUAUCGAUGACAAGGUCCAAACACAAAUCAAAAACGGAGCUCCAAAUGCUGAAUCUUUUAGACAUGAAUUUCCCUUGUAUGCCGGAGGACUUACUGGUAGUAAUGCGAUUGAAGAGAUCAAUGCAAUUUCCACCGAGACACUUAAUCGCCAAAAGAUGACCGAGUCAUCCCUUCUCAUAGCUGGCCAAGUAUUUGUUACUUUGUUAACGGCUUGGCUAGGCAAUGCCAACAAUCCUCCAUCACGAAACGCGAAAAUCUUAAGGGAUUUCGCAGUGGGUAGUACUAUUGUCGGAUACAUAUCUUCAUUUAGCAGUAUCCUGAUGUGCAAACUUAAAACGGGUCUCGUAGCACGAAUCUUGUACACAGUUGCUUGUGCUGGAGCUGCAUUUGGUUUUUUAGCAACUAUAGGGAUGCUUUUACCUGAUGAACUUAAGCUAUGGAUUACCUUCAUCUCAUGUGCGGUUUGCUUCCCCGCAUUAGCAUCAGUGUUCCGCGAGUAGAGCAAUUGCCUAAUUGCUCUUCCUCUGUAAAUAAGAUUUUUUUUUUCUUCUGCAUUUGUAGUUUCUUUGUGUGGAUUGAAAUCAGAUAGAAAGUAAAGGCAUGUCAUUCGUGCAACUCUCUACGACUCGAAGUGUGAGCUCCCCCGGCUGCUUACUGCCAAGUGCCAAACAGAAAUCUUUGGUUUGAUCAUAUAUAUUGAGCUAUCAUUAGCUGUGUGCACUUCCUCCAACUGAUUCCAGAUUGCCCGUCACUUCUGUGCACCGGCGGAUCCAUAAAUAUUUUAUAAGGUGCAUUCAUGAGCGUCUGGAGUGCGGAGACAGAGGUCCCCUGAUAAGUGCUCUAUGGUUAAAUUAGAUUCUGAGUGUGCUCCUGCAACAUAAUUGAACUGAGUGUGUUUGGUCUGUUGCAACGGUCAGCUUCCGGCUGUGUGCUCCUUCUGAUUAGAAGUUGUAGUGAGCUGACUAUCACUGCAAUUUUCUAGGAGACUGCAUGAUAGUGAAUAAACAAUGCCUAAAGAUCAGUUCAGUUUUCUUUUUAACUGUUCCAGUACCACUGCUGUUGGUUAAGUGCCAGCAUUUUUACUCUUACUGAAUAACACCAUUAAA
This is a messenger RNA of Mercurialis annua (annual mercury), 1745 nucleotides long. RefSeq lists its product as uncharacterized. Lineage: Eukaryota; Viridiplantae; Streptophyta; Magnoliopsida; Malpighiales; Euphorbiaceae. The transcript has 4 exons. The record is from RefSeq and is a predicted model, not a curated record. Bases 321 to 1139 code for a protein of 272 amino acids.